AUGUUCAAAAUAUUGUACUCAUCGAAAAAGCAAACAUCGGGUUCAACAUGGCAAAGUUCUGGUCAAGUAUCUCAUUUACAGAAAACACUUGUUGAAACACAUUUUACAAAAUAUUCAAGAGAGUUAUACGAACGAUUACAUAAAGAAGGACAUGAUAUUGGUUUUAUUGAGAAAGGAAGUUUAUGGGUAGCUCAAACAUCUGAUCGUCGUCAUACACUUAAACGUCAAUAUUCCACAACAAAAGCAUUAGGAAUCGAUCGUGAAAUAUUAACUCAUGAACAAUUAAGAGAAAAAGUACCAAUUACUGAUUCACAUGAAAUUUGGGUAUAA
This is a messenger RNA of Adineta steineri, 330 nucleotides long. Lineage: Eukaryota; Metazoa; Rotifera; Eurotatoria; Adinetida; Adinetidae. The record is from the annotation of a GenBank genome assembly.